AUUUUCUCUGAAAAAAAAAAACACAGUAUCAUCUGGGUAUACAAAGCGUCAGCCAUGAUUCAAUUUUGGUGAUUUCUGUUGACACUUAUCAAUCUCUAAGGCAUCGAUAGUGAAAUUCUGCUUGUAUUCAUUUGGGUACACACAAAGCAAUAUCCGUGGUUCAGCUUUGGUGAUUUCCGCUGGUACUCAUCAGAGUCUCUUAGGCAUCGGUGGUCUGGUUAUUCAUCAUUGGUGGGGAUUUAUGCUAUAAUCGUCAUUCUACUGCUGAAAGUAUGACUCAAAGAUCUAGAAGCUUACAAGGUUUGAGGAUUAUGAGCAAUGAUUCUCAAUCUACCGGUGAAGUCCAACAAGAAGAAGUGCACCAAACAAGGAGUUCUUUUGAACAUGAAAGUCAAACUAAUCAAGUGAAUCAGGAAGAUAUCACUAAUAUGAUUGAUGGACGUGGAAGGCGAUUCCGAAAACGUGGAAAAACUACAAUGGCUGCAAUUUGGAACAUGGAUGAGAACGAAAGGAUAUUUUUAGAAGUGAAUGAAUUUGGAGUACCAUGUUCAAAAGAAGCAGCCAUACUUGGAUCCUUUCUUGGAACCAUUGCCACCAAUGGCAUUUAUGCACCUCUAAAUAUUACUAGAUGGGAUAAAGAAGAGUUUAAACCAUUCCAUGCCCAGAUAUUGAAACUUCUUGAGAAAAAAUUUGCUUAUCCAUCUGAGACAGAAAAAUUUAUUUUAAAAUCUGUAAAUAAGAAAUGGAGAGAUUAUAAGAGUGAUUUGAAGGCAAAAUAUUAUGAUCCGUUAAAGACUAAGGAACAAAUCUCUGAAGAUGUGCCUAAGGAUGUGUUGCCUCCUCAAUGGACUGCUCUAGUGAACGAAUGGUUCACAGAGAAAAAUCAGAAAAUGAGUUCCAUCAAUACUGCAAAUGCUAAAAAGCAAAAGAAUGCACAUACUACGGGUAGAAAAAGUUAUGCAAGAUUGAUGAAGGAAAUGGAAAAGACAAAUGGGAAAGCACUGCAUGACUUGAAUUUUUUGAAGCAACCCAUAAGAGAAAAGAUGGAAAAGGCUCGUGCUCUUAUAGCUGAGCGAAGUGAAAGAUCUGGGGCUGAUUUAGCACAAUUGCAUGAACAAAUUUUUCAAGAACUUAUGGGUCCAGAGCAUAAUGGUCGAGUGCGAGGUAUGGGUCUUGGACCAACUCCUUCAAGUUAUUUUGGCGUGACAACCCAAAAUGUAGGAUCAAGAUGGGAGUUUACCAUUAGUGGGAAUCAGUUAAAAGAGAUAGAAGAGUUGAAAGGGAAACUUCAAACAGUGAACAAUGAUUAUGCUCAAUUAAAAGAAGUUGGUGACAAUGCAAGUGAAGGUGAUCAGCGUUCUCCAAACAAUCAUUCUUCUCACUCAAGCCAUGAACCCAGUCAAGAUAAUUAUUGA
Messenger RNA from Hevea brasiliensis (rubber tree), 1415 nucleotides. RefSeq lists its product as uncharacterized. The record is from RefSeq and is a predicted model, not a curated record. Bases 273 to 1415 code for a protein of 380 amino acids. The transcript is spliced from 9 exons. NCBI's taxonomy places the organism in Eukaryota, Viridiplantae, Streptophyta, Magnoliopsida, Malpighiales, Euphorbiaceae.